CUGCAAAAAACGGAUGCCGGUUUUUAACCAGUGCCAGCGGUAACAUUGCGUGAAACCUCAGCCAUUUGAUGGAAACAGGGCAAAGCUCUUCAGAUACCCUGGUGGCCUACACCAAGUGCAUUAACUUUGCGGCUAUAAAACAUCGGAAUCAGCGGCGAUUAGAUACGGAGGAAACGCCUUACAUAAACCACCCAAUCGGUGUGGCACAUAUUCUGGCCACAGAAGGCGGUAUAACCGAUAUCGACGUGUUGUCGGUGGCCAUAUUGCACGAUACGGUAGAAGACACGGAUACUACGUUCGAGGAGAUUGAAUCCCAGUUCGGGUCAACGAUACGAUCGUUGGUGGAAGAGGUUACGGACGACAAGUCGCUACCAAAGCAGGAACGAAAGCGUCUUCAGAUAGUACAUGCCGGGGGCACGAGCUAUCGAGCACGGUUGGUGAAGCUGGCCGAUAAAAUCUACAAUCUGCGCGAUCUGCAACGCUGUAAGCCGAAAAAUUGGACCGACGAGCGGUGCCGCGAAUAUUUUCGCUGGGCGAAACAAGUUUGUGAUAAUCUAAAAGGCACCAAUGAACCGUUGGAACGCAUUCUGGACGAUAUAUUUAAGCAGGAAAAUGUUGUUUAGUAGCUUGUUGAUGAGUGAGUGCUAAUAAAUUGGCCACCUUCCGACAAUAGCGUGGUAAAGAUCGUUAUUUGCAAUGCUUCUUCAGGAACUCCUGCAUGUACUGUUUUAGCGCUGUGGCCUCCUCGACGGUAACGGCGUUGUAGAGUGAUGCACGGAUUCCUCCCACCGAUCGAUGACCUUUCAGUUGUUGCAUACCGAGCGCUUCGGCGCCUUUUAGGAAAAGUUUCUCUAGAUCCUCGUCACCAGCGGCGCCUCCGAUGCGGAAGGGUACAUUCAUCCGACUCCGUACCCGUGCUUCGACCGGACAGUAGUAGAACCCGUUCGAAUUCGCUAUCACAUCGUACACGAGCUGCGAUUUCGUGAGCGACUUCCGAUGCAUCUCCUCGACACCA
Molecule: messenger RNA, 1015 nt
Organism: Anopheles cruzii
Lineage: Eukaryota; Metazoa; Arthropoda; Insecta; Diptera; Culicidae
Gene: Mesh1
Product: guanosine-3',5'-bis(diphosphate) 3'-pyrophosphohydrolase MESH1
Exons: 2
Coding region: 69-623 (184 amino acids)
Molecular function (GO): guanosine-3',5'-bis(diphosphate) 3'-diphosphatase activity
Source: RefSeq, a predicted model, not a curated record